Molecule: messenger RNA, 5244 nt
Organism: Anolis sagrei ordinatus
Lineage: Eukaryota; Metazoa; Chordata; Lepidosauria; Squamata; Anolidae
Gene: ZCCHC14
Product: zinc finger CCHC-type containing 14
Molecular function (GO): phosphatidylinositol binding; nucleic acid binding; zinc ion binding
Source: RefSeq, a predicted model, not a curated record
CCCUUCCAUUAGGGACCCACUCCCAGUCCCCUCCUGGUUAGGGACCCUUUUCCCACCUGUUAAGGGUCCCCCUUCCUGUCCCCUCCCCUUCUGGUUAAGGACCCACUUCCUGUCUCCUCCAUCUGGUGAGACCUCUUUCUCCCGUGCCCUUUGACCUCUCACCUCCUCUCUCUCUCUCUCUCUCUCUCUCUCUCUCUUGCACCCCUUUUUCAGGGGACGUGGGACAAUGCGGUCUUUUUAGUCCCCCGCUUCUUCCUUCUGGGGGGACAAAGGGUGAUGGUAUCCCGUUGUUUAGCAUCCUGCCCUGAGGCUCUCCUCCUCCUUCACUUGAAGGCCUAAUAACCCCUUUCUAGGUUCUCCGCUUUAACAGCCCACCCGGCUCCUUCUCUUCUCCUCCUUCUCCUGGUUGCGCUCUGACCAGGGGAAGGGCCCGUUCCUGCUGCCCCCGGGCGGCCGCCACCACCAGCAGCAUGGUGGAGAAGCGCUGCCCGCGGCUGCAGAGGGAGAGCGUCUACCGCUGGUUCUCGGAGCUGCCAUCCCCGCAGCGGGUGGAGUUCCUGUGCGGCCUGCUGGACCUGUGCAUCCCGUUGGAGCUGCGUUUCCUGGGCGCCUGCCUGGAGGACCUGGCCCGCAAGGACUACCACUCGCUGCGGGACUCGGAGAUCAAGGCCAACAACCCGGCCGACCUGGGCAGCCUGACCAACCUGACGGAUGAGGUGGUGCGCAGCAAGCUGCUGGUCUCGCUGGCCCUGCUGGGUUCCUCGCACCGGGAGGCGGCCGGGGUCCUCUUCCGCACCCUUACCCACAUUGACUCGGUCAUCCACAACUACGGGCUGCAGCUCAACGAGGGCCGGACCGGGGACGAGUUCCUGCUGCUCUUCACCAUGGCUUCCAACCACCCGGCUUUCAGCUUCCACCAAAAGCAGGUCCUGAGGCAGGAGCUCACCAAGAUCCAAAACAUCGUUGCCAGCACCAGUAAGAGCCCCGGUGGCCCCGCAGCAAGCUCCAUGGGGACGUGUCCUGGCUGCCACAAGGUCACGCCAAGAUCUGAGACCCCCGUAAACAGCAUUGGUAAUAGUUUAGAAAAUGCACUACAUACAUCAGCACAUUCCAUUGAGGAGUCAUUACCCAAGAGGCCUUCAGGGAAACACUCCAAAGUGAACGUUGAAAAAGUGGAACUAAAGGGAUUAUCGCACAAGAAGAAUGAUAGGAACAUUGAAUAUUCCUUUGAGGUAGUAUGGUCUGAUUCUUCAGUGACGUUGGUAACAAAGUCUUCUGCCGAAGUCACGGAAUUCAUUUCAAAGUUAAAUCAGCUAUACCCAGAAGAAAAUUUGGAGAAGUUCAUUCCUUGCCUAACUGGUCCGGAUUCCUUUUACCUAGACAGAAACCACAUGGACCUGGAAUCGGACCUUAGGUAUUUGGCCUCCUUACCUCCCCAUGUCUGGAAAAAUGACCACGUCAAGAAGUUUUUCAGCACUUCAUCUCACACCCAGCAAUUUCAGAGUUCAAAUCCUGGCAACACUUCCCUUUAUAAAGUCGGUACUACACUGGGUUCUUCCGGAAGGCCCAUCUGCGGCGUGGCUGGCAUCCAGUCCUCGCAGGGCAGCCUCCCGCAGCAUCAUGCACAGCACCCGCCCCCUGCUGCCACCUCGGUGUCGCAUCCCCAUUGCGCUCAUGCGGGAGGGAGCGGGGCAUCCUUGGGUUGUCGGGCCCAGUUGGAGAACCCUUCGCCAGUUUUGAUGGCACCCGGCCCUCAGACUCCGCAGCAAUCCCAGGAGCAAAACGGGAUUUUGGACUGGCUGCGGAAGCUGCGCUUGCACAAGUACUACCCCGUGUUCAAACAGCUCACCAUGGACAAGUUUCUGAGCCUUACGGAAGAAGACCUAAAUAAAUUUGAAUCCCUCACCAUGGGAGCCAAAAAGAAGCUCAAAACCCAGCUGGAGUUGGAAAAGGAAAAGUCUGAGAAGCGGACACUGAAUCCAGCUGCCUCGUCUUCGGUGAGCACCGGAGUAGCCAGGGUCCCUCCCACCACUCACAUUGGCCCCAUCCAGAGCAUCCGUGGCAACCAUACAACAGAGCUACGUGUCGAUGUGGAUCAGCCAGCCCCAAACGCAGCCCGCGAAGGCAGUUCCUCGGAGUACUCCAGCUCCUCCUCCAGCCCCAUGGGAAUCCAGGCCCGGGAGGAAAGCUCUGACAGUGCUGAAGAAAACGAGAGACGUUUAGAGGUCCACUUGGAACCAUCCGAGAAGGAGAAGCCGGUCAUGAUCCUGAACCACUUUGGCUCCUCCAGGCCCACCGCCCAGGUCCUCCCAGUGCAGAAUGACACCGGGUCCAGUCCGUCCGCUCACCACGCCGUUCCGGUGCCGUUGAUGGCUGCAGGUUCUCCUCACAUCACCCCCAUUAGGAUAUUGAACUCUAUGCACAAACCAGAACGAGGGAAUCCGGACAUGAAGCUCCUCUCGUCCUCUAUGCACUCGCUCCUGUCUUUGGAAGACAGGGCAAAGUUCUCCCCUGGGCCACCACCGCGGAGCAGCGUCAAGAUGGAGAAGACUUUUGGCAACCCUCUCAUGGACGGCAUGUCAGCCUCUACCCAUCAGCCCCUUCAAGUGUUCUCCGGAGUCCCCGAAAACGGUUCUUCGGCGCCUUCCAUGAACUUCGGCCCACGAACCAAAAUGGUGCACGCUUCCGCCUUGGACCGAGUGGCGAAAGCGGCCCAUCAGCCCGGAAUAAUCGGGGAGCCCAACACUUCGGCAACCGUGACGUCCACCACCGUCUUCCACAUGGCAAGGCCUCCCAUUAAGCUCCUGGUCUCCUCUUCGGUCCCUACGGAUUCCACUGCGGCAGGGGGACAGUCCUCCUGCUCCGGCAAUAUGCAAUUCAGCGUCUCCCCAGCAAUAAUCAGCCCCCGGACUGCUCUCUAUACCGCCAACACCAAAGUGGCCUUCUCUGCCAUGAGCAGCAUGCCCGUCGCCCCGAUGCCCAGCAGCAGCUUCUGUGCAAACAGCAACACGGCCGCCUCCGGCAGCCACCCCUCCACGUCCUUUGCCAACAUGACAAACCUCCCCACUUGCCCUGCGCCCAGUUCGAGUCCCACCCUUUCGCCGGCUGCUGAGAACAGUUUCUACAACAACAACAGCGGAGGCAGCGGUUCCUCAGCAGCAGGAAGCGUCCCUGUCCCCAACCAGAACCACCAUCACCACCACCACCACCAGCAGCAACCUCCCGGGUGCAUGGUGUGCAGCUCCUGCGGCUGCAGCGGGAACUGUGGCUCCGGCGGCAUGACCGUCAGUUACGCCAACUACUUCCAGCACCCCUUUUCGGGGCCGUCCAUGUUUACCUUCCCGUUCCUGCCCUUCAACCCUUUGUGCGGCAACGGCUACAUCAACACGCAGCAGUACAACAGCAGCUCCGCCUUCCCCAUGGUCCACUCUCCGUACAAUGGCGGCCUCGCGCCGGACUCGGUCAUGGGUGGGCAGUCUACCUUCGCUGUACCGCCAAUGCAGAACUUCAUGGCGGGCGCCGCAGGGGUAUACCAGGCGCAGGGGGCAAUGGGUGGCGGCAGCAGUGGCGCGGGGCAUAAAAAGAACGGGAACCUCUCCUGUUACAACUGCGGGGCCAGCGGGCACCGGGCGCAAGACUGCAAGCAGCCGCCCAUGGAUUUCAAUCGACAAGGUACGUUUCGGUUAAAAUACGCUCCACCAGCUGAGAGUUUAGACUCCACGGACUGACAUGAACUCCGGACUUUUUGCUAUUCUGCGAUGGCCAUGCCAUUGGGAUGAUGAGGAGCCUUCAGAAUUGGAACCUGGGAAAAGUCCACUCGUUGAGCUUAUUAAUGUUAUUUUUUUAAUCCAAAGGUGCUCUACUUCAACACUAAGAAGGAACUGAAGCUAAAGGGGUUUUUUGUCAGUCCUGUUUUUACCCAUUUGCCAAAAUUAUAACGCGGGAUUUUAAAUUAAUGUCGGACCUUUUCGGACGGGAGGCGGAACUUGCUGACCAGCUACGCUUUCCGUCGCGAUGCAAACAGAGCUGCACUUUCGCCGAAGAAUGUUGCCAUACUUUUUGACCUUUGAUGCUGGAAACUCAAACUCCUUGGGCAGCUAUACAUUGUAAUGUGGAGUGAGAGGUUGAAGGUACCGUCGCCAAUUGCCUGCUGGACUCGUUAAAGACAUUUCGGGGCUCAGCCGAAACUCCUUUUUCUCGUCUCCUUUUUCUCACACCCGGCCCUACACUCUGGGAUUCCAAAAGUUUGCACUCCAGAAGAAUGUCCCGUUCUGUCUCGACCACGGAGACCAGCGCGAGAGGCGCGCCAUCAGUCGGAAACCGGCACCAGCAGGCUAUGUGAACUCCUAACAAUAAAGAAAUCUUAAUCCCCUCUCUCUCAACCCAAAAGAACUAAGGUGGAAGUUUGCUUUCAUUCUGGAAACAGUUCUAUCCUGUGCUUGUCAAGCAGUUGUUUCUAAAUAGAACCAAGUCGCCGGCUUCGGAUUAGGUUUAGUUUCCAGGAGUUGAGUGCCAGAGACUGCGCUUAUAGGGCUGGGAGGGGGAAGCCCUUCUUCGUAAGCUAUUGAUUACCUUACUAUUGGUUUCUCUUAGCAGGAAACACUACUCUGCCUUUAUCAUGAAUCCCAGAACUCAAGCUGUAGCGUUUUGAGUUUCAGAAUGUGCUGACUUUUCUCGAGCAAAUGUCUUCCCAGAAGGGCUUUUUAGGAAUCGAGACGGACAUUUUGCUCUGAAAGGCCUCCUUGGUUUCAAACGCAUUACGGACUAUUAGCAUUGAUAACUAGGUAGCAUUCUGCUCCCACUAACUUUAAAGAUAGGAUUGAGUCAACAAAGCUCAGAUAGCAGAUCUUGCGUUGCCGUUGGCUUUCGUGGCUGGAAUCACUGGGUUGCUGUGAGUUUUCCAGGCUGUCUGGCCAUGUUCCAGAAGCAUUCUCUCCUGGUGUUUUGCCCACAUCUGUGGCAAGCAUCCUCAGGGGUUUUGGGAUCUGUUAUUGUUUUAUUUUGUUUCGUGUCGGGAAUGACUUGAGAAACUACAAGUCACUUCUGGUGUGAGAGAAUUGGUUGUCUGCAAGGACAUUGCCCAGGGGAGCCUCCGGUGGCGCAGUGGGUUAAACCCCUGUGCCGGCAGGACUGAAGACUGAAAGGUCGCAGGUUCGAAUCCAGGGAGAGGCGGAUGAGCUCCCUCUAUCAGCUCCAGCUCCUCAUGCGGGGACAUGAGAGAAGCCUCCCACAAGGAUGAUAAAA